Cannabis sativa is the source of this 1317-nucleotide messenger RNA. RefSeq lists its product as uncharacterized. The transcript is spliced from 3 exons. Gene Ontology annotation, molecular function: cysteine-type peptidase activity. Gene Ontology annotation, biological process: proteolysis. The record is from RefSeq and is a predicted model, not a curated record. Lineage: Eukaryota; Viridiplantae; Streptophyta; Magnoliopsida; Rosales; Cannabaceae. The coding region runs from base 73 to 1236 and encodes 387 amino acids.
CCUGCCAUUUUGGCAAGGUUGGAGACUGUGGAGAGGGGGCAGGCCGCUCUGCUAAGAGGACAAACAGCGAUUAUGGAUCAGUUGAAGACCAUAAUGACGCUCCUGCAAGAUCAUGGAAGGCCGGCAGCAAAUUCACAGCCACAGCCACAGCCACAGCCACAACCGGAAGAGGAGGCUCGGACACCGGAAGAUGACUUCAUUCUCCCAAAUGAUUACCAACCGGAUGAUGAUGACAUGUUCUGUACACCUGAGAAGACGAAUAUCACCAGCAUCGGGGAUACUCAGGAUUCUGAGGUGCAGGUGUUAGAGACAGCUCCAGAAGUCAUGGAGAACCGGAGGAAGAGAAGGCGGCCUAGGUGGUUCGCUGAGUACACUGAAAUGAAGAAGAAGGCUAGGGCUACUUCGACACUCGUGAAUGCGGACCCACUUAGAGUGGUUGAUCGGAAGCUGCUCAAGACUUUUCACAAUUGGGUACUCGGCCAGAUUGGGAACAAUUACCCGAGAGAGUGCUUCACCGGUCGAUACCAUUCGUCUUGGUUCCUCGAACUGCAUACUCCGAAAUUUUGGCUUGGGAACGAUCAUUUGGAUGCGGCAUUCCAUUUGAUGAGGAGGCGGCAACACUUUUAUCCCGAGUCCUACCCGAAUAGAUGUGUCAUAAUGCCGUGUAUUUUCCCAGCAGGAGUUAUUGCUCGGUGGGAAGCUGCGGGUGAUGACCAGGCUAACUAUCAGUGGGACGAGGGCAUAUUAGAUUUGAUCCGAGGGGAUGAAAGUCAAUUCUUGGCCAGUUGGAAGAACAAGGAGAGAAUAUAUAUGGCCCUCUACUUCGAUGGAGCAAAGCAUUGGGUGGCAUUAGAGAUAGAUCUGGAUCAUUGGUUGUUGAACAUAUUUGACUCCAGCCUCGGAUCGAUUUCCACGAACGAAUUGAACCGUCACCUGGAAAUGUGGGAAAAAUUACUACCAAAUUUGCUGCUGCAGGCUGGCCUAUUCGAGAGUCAUGACAUGAUCCUCUUGCCUCAACUUACCGCCUCAGAGAGCCAGGUCAGAAAUUUCACUUCAAAAGUCAUGGAUCGGGCCGUUGUUCCACAGACAAAGACAAGCGGUAACUGCGGGAUGUACGUGAUAGAGCACAUCGAGCAUAGUAUGCUGGAGACUACGUUUGAUAAUGUGCACGAUGAGAAUAUGAAGAAAUUUAGAGAGCGGUGGUGUGUAGAUUUGUUUUACCAGAAUUUAGCAUGAACAAAUGUUUUUUUUAUUUGGUAUUUAUUAAGAUAACAAUGUAAAUGGUUUUUUUUUAUUGGUAUGUUUAUGUUUUUUCAA